AUGAUUGAUGAUCGAUGCGAUCCCUGUGUGAGCGUCUCACUCCCAAGCGGCACGAGAUUUCUGCCUCUCAGGCAGUGGGAAUCAGACGGUUAUAUGCAACGUCCUCCAGAGGGGCUGCACAUUCAUGUUUAUGGCGCAGAUGCUGAAACACUGCACAUCAACCUGCAAAAGAACGAUCGAGGUUUUGUGUUGGAAUUUCACCUGCCUUACUACGCCCUGCGACCUGAUCGACCCGAUCUUCGCGAUUCCCGGGGACUGCGCAAACAUCGAUACUUUAGGCCUCCCGGCGAAGAGAAGCAAGAUUGCAUAUAUGAGAGUCAACUCUCGCUGAUAGUGUUUGGGGUCGAUGAUUUCUUCUGGACGGCUUAUUUCUGCGAAGAUACGUACUUUAGCAACCAGGAUCUGGUCGCGAACUGCCUGCAGGAUGAGGUAGAUGGACCUUCACUUGGUAGGAGAAUGCACAAAUUUCCCAUUUGGGAUCCAAGGUACUACUUUCUGUCGAUUCUUGCGACGCGGACGGGCCAGAUCACGUUGGAAUGGACAGUGCUCGUCCAGUCGCUGGAGAGCGUCCUGGAUCGGCAUGGGGAAAUAGACCAGGAAAAUCUGAAUAUGUUUCUCGAGAACGAUCCAACUUUGAAGAAAACUAAGGAGUACACGUGGAUACUUUGCACCCUGCGUCGUCUUCGGAAUGGUUUAGCACGAGUUAUAGCCGCGCUGAUCGCAUUCGACAACAACAAUACAGUUUACUUCGAUCUUGACGCGGAUGGCCCUCUACAGGACAAGUUUCGCCACUAUUUCACUCAGGUGCGUCAAGACACCGCCGAGCUCGAGGCCUUGAGGAUGAUACUUGAACAGCGCAUCGAGAUUAUGGAGAAGAUGUCUGGCGUCUUGGUCAAUGCCUCAUCGCUUGCAGAAAGUAUCACAGCCACCCGCCAAGGCAACAAUAUCAGACUCCUCACUUAUAUCACCAUU
Aspergillus udagawae is the source of this 972-nucleotide messenger RNA. RefSeq lists its product as uncharacterized. The record is from RefSeq and is a predicted model, not a curated record. The annotation marks the transcript as partial. NCBI's taxonomy places the organism in Eukaryota, Fungi, Ascomycota, Eurotiomycetes, Eurotiales, Aspergillaceae. The transcript has 4 exons.